AUGCCACGCGCUGAACCAGGAACACCAAAAUGGUUGGCUAAUAAGAUGAAGGCAAAAGGCCUUCAGAAACUAAAAUGGUAUUGUCAAAUGUGUGAAAAACAAUGCAGAGAUGAAAAUGGUUUUAAGUGCCAUAGAUUAUCAGAAACACAUCAAAGACAAAUGCAAAUAUUUUGCCAAGAUGCAAAUAAAUUUAUGGAUGAAUAUUCUUCCAUGUUUGAAAAAGAAUUUAUGAGAUUAAUGAAAACAAAAUAUUGUCGAACACGUAUAUUAGCCAAUACUGUGUAUACCAACAUGAUUAGUGAUAAGACACACAUACAUAUGAAUGCAACCGUUUGGGUUACUCUAACCGAUUUUGUUUUGUAUUUAGGAAAAACAGGAAAAUGUAAAAUUGAACAAACAGAAAGGGGAUGGUAUUUAGAAUAUAUUGAUAGAGAAAAAAUAGAAAAAGAAAAAGCGUAUGAAGAGAGAAAAAAAAUAGAAUAUUCUUAUGAAGAAUUAAAAGAAAAAAAAAUUAAUGAAGCUAUAGAAGAGGCUAAAAAAAAAGGGAAAUUUAUCCAAUCGGAGUAUACUGGAUUGAACAAAAAACAGAACGAAAAAAUUAUUAUUUCGUCUAUUAAAAUUGGAAAAAAGGAUAAUAAUGUGCCCAAACCGGGAGUUAACAUACUUUUAGAAAAGGCACUAAGAAAAGGCAACGCGGAAAAAAAGAAAACGUCAGACACUUCGUUAGACAUGCAGAACAUGGAAAAAAAAAACUUAAUGAAAAAUGAACUAACAAAAGAUACGACAAAGAAAAGACCUGUGUCAUCAUUGGAAUUACUAAUUCUAGAAAAUGAGGAAAAAAAAAGACAAAAAAAUUGUACUUCCAAUUUAAAAAAGGAGAAAAUGAACCCCAUGCAAGGUACAGAAAUGAAACAUGAAAAAGGUGAAAAAGGUGAAAAAGGUGAAAAAGGUGAAAAAGAUGGAAAAGGUGAAAAAGAUGGAAAAGGUGAAAAAGGUGAAAAAGGUGAAAAAGGUGAAAAAGGUGAAAAAGAUGGAAAAGGUGAAAAAGAUGGAAAAGGUGAAAAAGGUGAAAAAGGUGAAAAAAGUGAAAAAGGUGAAAAAAAUGGAAAAGGUGAAAAAGGUGAAAAAGGUGAAAAAGGUGAAAAAGAUGGAAAAGGUGAAAAAGGUGAAAAAGAUGGAAAAGGUAAAAAACAUGAAAAUAGAAAUACCCCAUAUAAGGACGACUCUUGGUUAUGCGAAAACAUAAUAGUUAAAAUAAUUGAUAGGAAACACAAGUAUUAUAACAGUAAGGGGGUCAUCGUUUCAGUUUCAGCUAGCGAAAUGAAUAAAUGUGAAAUACAGCUGAACAACAGUGAGAAAAAAAAAAAAACUUUUGCCUAUUCAAAGCAGCUACAAACAGUCAUACCCAAAAUUGGAAGAAACGUUUUAAUUCUUCGUGGAGAAUAUAAAGGCCAUCAAGGGGAAAUAAAAAAGAUUUCAUCCGAUCAGGAAUCUGCCGUGAUUACCAUUUUUGAUAAAUAUUCAGACAAGGUCAUCAUAGAGGAGCGCAUGUCAUUUGACAAUGUAAGCAAGUUACAAGAAAGAUAA
Molecule: messenger RNA, 1587 nt
Organism: Plasmodium gonderi
Lineage: Eukaryota; Apicomplexa; Aconoidasida; Haemosporida; Plasmodiidae
Product: DNA/RNA-binding protein KIN17
Exons: 3
Coding region: 1-1587 (528 amino acids)
Biological process (GO): DNA replication; DNA damage response
Cellular component (GO): nucleus
Molecular function (GO): double-stranded DNA binding
Source: RefSeq, a predicted model, not a curated record